UGUCAAGGCAUAUCAAAGUCGGACACCUGCUUUGGAACUUAGUUUACUUGUUAAUCCUAGGAAGUGUGCAUGUGCAUCAUGAACAUAUUGGUCAAAACCUUUCUUUUUUCCACUUUCCUAAUUUACUCUAGCAGCGAGCCACUUGGAUACAUGGUAAUGGCUGAUUCCGGAAAUGGUUUAGAAAAUAUGCCUAAAGUUGAACAAAUUGACAUUGAUAAAGAGUUACAGAAGGAGUUAAAUACAUUGGAAAGUCGGCUUCAGUUCAUUGAGACAACUUUAAUUCACUUUAAGAAAGAUUAUGAUGUUUUGAAUGAAAGCUACAAUAAUAUGAAAACUCAGUUUGAUCAAGCCACUGCACGGAUAAACCAACUAGAAAAUUCAACACAAAAAACCAGAAUGGAAGUAGUUGAGCAAAACCUGAAGUAUUCGGAUUUGCAGAGUGUUAACUCUAACCUUCAGAAAACAGUGAAUGACACGAAUAUUCGACUGAAGACUAACACUGCCGCUUUGUCCACGGAAAUAAGCAAUAUAACUGAUGAGGUAAUAAAUAUGUCUGACAUGACCAGUCGUGACUUUGCCUCUCUCAGGAACAAAGACUUGAUUCUAGAAAACAAGUUCCAAGAAAUUUCCAAAAACCAACUCUCCAUAGCAUCAACUCUUAACCAGAUCAAGUUUCAAAAACGUAAGCCUGUUGUCUUUGUGGCAAAGCUAUCUCGAGACGUUAUAUUAUCAGACAGAGAAAUAAUAACCUUCGAUGAUGUAAAGUUGAACGAAGGACUUGGUUUUGACCCCAUCAGAGGAGUGUUUACCUCGACAACCAAUGGUAUCUACACAUUUUCCGUACUUGUCGAGUCUACAAAUAGGGCUGUAAGAGCAGCUAUUUAUAGAAACAAUGAACCUUUUGCUCAGAUAUCUGGGCAACUGCUAAACAGAGGGGGAGCAUUGGCAUCAUCCACAACUUACGUUCAUCUGGAUGAGGGCGACAGGGUGUGGAUUCAGUGGACAGGAGAUAAUGCAAUGAUAGGACACCUGCAGUCACAGUUUACAGGUCAUCUUCUCAACAUUUGACCUUACGUAUAAAAGC
Saccostrea echinata is the source of this 1084-nucleotide messenger RNA. RefSeq lists its product as uncharacterized. Gene Ontology annotation, molecular function: protein binding. Lineage: Eukaryota; Metazoa; Mollusca; Bivalvia; Ostreida; Ostreidae. The record is from RefSeq and is a predicted model, not a curated record. The transcript has 2 exons. Bases 70 to 1068 code for a protein of 332 amino acids.